AUGGAGUCAGACCGAGACCAGCAUUCCACAGGCUGUAGGUUCCCGUUCUUGGGCCUCCGUACAAACAAAGUCUUCCCUCAUAAUAAUGAAGAGGAGACUCUCCAGCAGCUUCAGCCAGAGAGUGUUUCCAACAUGGAAAAGAGGCAGAGGAAGCUGGAAGAGGGGAGGAGGCAGCAAGACUGUGAGACUCAGAUGUCCACUAGAAAGAAGAUCAGAAAGGCGUGCAAGAGAGACCUUGGCACCGAGGAGAUGACAGUGAAGGAAAUACAAGACAAGAAGAUCAGCGAUUUGAUGAAGAUACUGCACCAGCAAAGGACAGAAAUUAAAAGGUGCAUAGAGGUGGAUGAAGCUCUAGAGCAAGAGCUGAAAGAAAAGAGAGAAAUGUUGUCAAGGAAAAGGAUGGAGUACAAAAAAGCCAAAGAGAGAGAUGCAAAAUUGAGGAGAGACCUCAACAUGAUGAAAAAGAGAAUUGCUCAGCAAGAUCAAAAGACAGAGGAAGAAAGGACACAUCUCGAGCAGAUUGACUAUUUGCACAUUUUCAACGUCCUCACGGUCCUAAAGUGUAGGGAGCAGAUGUACCACACAGAAGAAAGGGCCUUUAUUGAUGGACCAUCAACGUCCUUCCUCGCUGAGCCCACCACAUCUUUUAAUGUGAGCGACAGUGAGGAGAGUGAGGAACCUGGCUCGGAGAUUGAGUCUUUCCAGGAACCAGAAGCAGAGGAACUGGCCUCAGAGACUCCAAAUAACACAGAAGAAAAGUGUGAGAACAGUCCGAGGCCAGAACCGUCUGCUUUCAGAUGUUUCAGCAGGUUCCGGUUUCCUAAGAUCAGGAUACCAAAGUUCAGUUUUAAGGUACGUUUAUUCACCUUACCCCUGUGUUAA
Pygocentrus nattereri (red-bellied piranha) is the source of this 882-nucleotide messenger RNA. RefSeq lists its product as uncharacterized. The transcript is spliced from 2 exons. Lineage: Eukaryota; Metazoa; Chordata; Actinopteri; Characiformes; Serrasalmidae. The coding region runs from base 1 to 882 and encodes 293 amino acids. The record is from RefSeq and is a predicted model, not a curated record.